UUCCCUCUCUCCCUCCUCCUCCUCCUCCUCCUCCUCCUUUCCUCCUCCUCCUCCUCCUCCUCCCGCUCCCCUCUUUUAUCAUCCUGGCUGGCUGGGCGCUGCGCUGGCGAGUUGACUCCUUCCCUCCCCCCCGCCCCGCGGCCCCCCUCCCCCCGCCCGCGCCGUGAGCACCGGCGGCGCGGAGGCGAGAGCCCACUUGCGAGGCGGCAGAAGCAGCAUAAGGCAGCGCGGCGGCAGCGGCGGCGGCGGCGGCGGCGGCGGCGGCAGCACCCGAGCGGCGGCGGCGGCGGCGGCGGCGGGAGCGGGAGCGGCGGCGGCGGCGGCGGGGACACGGCGCGGCGGGAGCGGCGGAGCGGCUGAGCGGGGCAGAGCGGAGCGCGGCGCGGCGGGGGACGGAGAGGAGGAACAAAUAAAACAAUCACAAUAAUACUGAUUAAUAAUAAUAACAAUAAUAAUAAUAAUAAAAAAGCGAGGAGAGGAGGAAAAAAAGCAAAGAGCCAACCCCCCCACCCCCGAGCCAAAAAGAGGGAGAGAGAGAGAGAAAGAGAGCAGCGCCCGGGCGGAGCGGCGGAGAGGAAGAAUUAAAGCGAGCGAAGGAGGGAGGAGAGACAGAGGAGAGAGAGAGAGAGGAGGAAAGAGGAGGAAAAAAAAAAAAAAAAAGCCCACAAAAACAAAGCGAUCGCAGUUGAUGUUGCUGCUGCAAGCUGGACUUCCAAAAACUACGGCGAGACCGUCCGCUCUCCGCGCCGAGAAAAGUCUCCUCAGCUGUGCGUGUUUUUUUCCGCUGUGUGUGUAAUCUUUAACCUUUUAUUCAUUCUUAUUUUGAUGGCUUUCCUGAAUGGCUGACUGCGAGCUUCCCUGGACCUGGCCCCCAGACACCCGCCUCUCCUCCUUCAACUACUCUGCUGCAGAUCAGCUCUAAGAGAGAGAGAGGGAGAUCUUUGAAGAGAUUUUUUUUUUUUUCUCCUCUCUCUCUCUCUCUCUCCCUCUCUCCCCCACCCCCACCACCCCUUUACUUUGCUCUCCUGGAGCCCAGACAAUCGACUCGCAACUCGCCCCCCCGCACACACACCUCCAUCGCCCCGUGCUUCUGCACCUUCGCCGGUACCGGGAGAUCCCCCCCAGCCCGACCCUCCUAAAAAAAAAAAAAAAAAAAAAAAAAAAAAAAAGGCAAAACAACAAAAGAGAGAGGGGGAGAGAGAGAGAGGGGAGGACAGAGAAAAAAAAAAAAAGACUGCUGCAAAGCUGAUCUGAAAAGCAAAGCAAACAAACUUUGAAAAUAAAGGGGGAACAGGAAGUUUGGCAACGGUGUCCAAUAGAUAUGGCAAUGGUAGUCGGUGCGUGGCGAGACCCCCAGGACGAUGUGCCCGGAGCUCAGGGAACGCAGCCUUCGCAAGCCCCGCCGGUGCAGGGACCUCCGGCCGGGGCCCCGCACACCCCACAGACCCCGGGGCCCGGGGGCCCUCCCAGUACGCCAGCCCAGACCAACCCGCCAAGCCAGCAGAACCAAGGAGACAAACAGCAGCAGCAGCAGCACAUUGAAUGUGUGGUUUGUGGGGACAAGUCUAGUGGCAAACAUUAUGGCCAGUUUACCUGCGAGGGUUGCAAGAGUUUCUUCAAGCGGAGUGUAAGGAGGAAUCUCAGCUACACUUGUCGUGCCAACAGGAACUGUCCCAUUGACCAGCACCACCGCAAUCAGUGUCAGUACUGCCGCCUCAAAAAAUGCCUCAAAGUUGGCAUGAGACGGGAAGUUUCUUCUUUAUUUACUGCAGCGGUCCAGAGGGGCAGAAUGCCACCCACACAGCCAACUCAUGGUCAGUUCGCCUUGACAAACGGGGACCCUCUCAACUGCCAUUCCUACCUAUCCGGAUAUAUCUCCCUUCUUCUGAGAGCAGAGCCCUACCCCACCUCCCGCUUUGGCAGUCAGUGCAUGCAACCCAACAACAUCAUGGGCAUCGAGAACAUUUGUGAACUGGCAGCUAGGAUGCUCUUCAGCGCGGUGGAGUGGGCCAGGAAUAUCCCCUUCUUCCCAGACCUCCAGAUCACAGACCAGGUGGCCCUCCUGAGGCUGACCUGGAGCGAGUUGUUUGUCCUCAACGCUGCCCAGUGCUCCAUGCCCCUCCACGUAGCUCCGCUCCUGGCAGCUGCGGGCCUCCACGCUUCGCCAAUGUCUGCUGACCGAGUGGUCGCCUUUAUGGACCACAUACGAAUCUUCCAAGAGCAAGUAGAAAAACUGAAAGCAUUGCAUGUCGACUCUGCAGAAUAUAGCUGUUUAAAGGCCAUAGUCCUCUUCACCUCAGAUGCCUGUGGUCUCUCUGAUGUAGCCCAUGUUGAAAGUUUACAGGAGAAGUCACAGUGUGCUUUGGAAGAGUAUGUUAGGAGCCAGUAUCCCAACCAGCCAACACGAUUCGGGAAGCUAUUACUACGUCUCCCCUCCCUUCGCACUGUCUCCUCUUCUGUCAUAGAGCAAUUGUUUUUCGUCCGUUUGGUAGGUAAAACCCCCAUAGAAACCCUAAUCAGGGAUAUGUUACUGUCUGGCAGCAGUUUUAACUGGCCUUAUAUGUCCAUUCAAUAAAAUAUUCGAGAGAGAAAACAAAAAAAAAAUUUUAAAAAAUUAAAAAUUGAGAAGGGAGAUGAAAGAGAGUGAAAGGAAAGCAAAUGACAUUUGGGUUCUGGUUGUUUCUUAAAUUUCCUUCUGCUAAGAAAGGAUGUAAAAGGAUGUUACAAGUUUGCUAAGAGAAGACAGGAAAAAAAAUUAAUGGACUGUGAAUUUAAAAAAGAGACUGUCAAAUGAACUUUUACAGAAUGCAUUAAAAACUCCCGUGUCGUUCAGAAAAAAAACUUGCUACUUAUCAUUUUUUUGUAAAAAAAAAAAAAAGAGAGAAAGAAAAAAGAAAGAAAGAAAAAAGAGAAAGAAGAAGAAAAGAAACGAUGGUGGGCUUUUUUCUUUUUUCUUCUUUUUUUUCUUUUUUGGGGGUAAACUUUUUAAAAAAUCUCGCUUAAAGUGCAUUUAAAGGAAAUUUGGAGAAAAUUAGCAGAACGGAAGAAAGUAAGUCUUUUUUUUCCAAAUUAUUAAUUGUCCUAUGUGUCUAUGUACCUAUAGCUGUUCUUUUUUGUAUUUUUCUGGUUUCAAACCAGUUUAUUCUGUGGUUCUAUAAUAAUUUUUGAUAUAACCUUGGCUUCUUUAAAAAAAAAAAACUGUGUAUCCUUAAAAUAUAUGUUCUGAAAGAAUUAAAACUGAGUCCACGAAAGUAUCAUAGAAGAAAGGAAAAGAGAAAGAAAAAAAAAAAAACCCUCAACAACACAAUGAUGGAAGCGCACUUAAGGUGGUGACCCAAAAUCUAGCUUGAAGCUGAGAGAGCUAUAAUUAUAUAGACCCGAAUGAACCACACGUGUCAUAUAACUACCCCCAAAUCUAGGUUUUUUGGUAUUUCGGACAGAAAAAAAUGAACUGUGGGGUUUUAUUAUAGGUAGAAGGAAUUUGUGUCCAAGACACACUACGGUUUUGAUUUAAAAAGCAAACAAACAAAGUGAACUUUUGUAAUUUGAAUUGGGUUCCACAUAGUUCAUCAUGAAUUGUUAUUAAACUCCUCUAUCUGUUUGUAUAUUUGCAAGCCCUUUGUAUUAUAAUAAUUGUUGAUAUUUUCCCUUUUUAAAAAAUACCAUUGAAAUCAGCAUGACAAAAUAACACUGUUGGCACUUAUAGAUAACGUGAUUGAUUCAGUAUCUUAGAGUUUACAGUUUUGUGUUUAAAAAAACUGAAGGUUUUUUUUUUAAGUGCAACAUUUCUGUAUACUGUAAAAGUUAUAAUAACUGAACUGUUUGGUCGAGUCUUUGUGUGUUAUAUUCCAAGGAAAAUUGAAAGUAUUCAGAAAUUAAAAUAUUAUUUGAUAUCUGAAA
Molecule: messenger RNA, 3900 nt
Organism: Phalacrocorax carbo (great cormorant)
Lineage: Eukaryota; Metazoa; Chordata; Aves; Suliformes; Phalacrocoracidae
Source: RefSeq, a predicted model, not a curated record